Molecule: messenger RNA, 3899 nt
Organism: Pocillopora damicornis (cauliflower coral)
Lineage: Eukaryota; Metazoa; Cnidaria; Anthozoa; Scleractinia; Pocilloporidae
Biological process (GO): ephrin receptor signaling pathway; axon guidance
Cellular component (GO): plasma membrane
Molecular function (GO): ephrin receptor binding
Source: RefSeq, a predicted model, not a curated record
ACCGUUCUAAUUAACUAAUUCAAAACACAGUGGGGAGCAAGAAAGCAUGCAGAGAACUGCUUAAGUUUAUUUAUAAGAUCAAUUUUCCCUUUCCCCUCGAUUGCCUAAGAAUAAAAACGAGCGCCAAACGUUUCUAAGAUGUAGGACGUUUUAAUACGAGCAAUAUGAGUUGCCUGUGGCUUUUUAGGAAAACAAAUGUUUCGUUAUUUGGGUUGUAACAUGAGUUUGUCAUUCUCAUUAUGAUAAGUUUUGGCAGCCCCCUGGCCUUGCAAAGAUGUUUUAACAACCAAAACUUCCAUUUGCUGAGUUAAUUUUCUAAUUUAGAAUAUUCUUGCAAAUGUUAAUGGAUACUUUCUCGUAUUGGCCUAUUUUUACAGUCACAUAGUAAACAAGGGUAAUAAACUUCGGUCUUCUCAUUUAGACUAACUUUUUUCGAACAAACCUUCAUUGAUUUGAGUAUUCCUUUGUCACUUCAGUGAGUAAUAGAAACCAUCCGAUACAUUCCGUGGUCUUCGUGGGCAAUAAUGUAAUGUUUUUACGGCAGGGGGCACAAAAAUCAUAAAUAAAAUUGUUUAGCUUAAUGAACACCAAAUGAAACAACUCGAUAUACAAAUGAUUUGGCUUAAAAAGGUCAUCUUAAGAUCGCCAGCAGGCACUUGUACUCGCUAAUCUUGAACAUAUGUUACUCUAAUACCUAACCAAACAACAAAAUUUCCUCUUCGGCUUAAGAUGUUCGGGAACAUGAAUUGCAAAGUUAAUAUAAGUUGGCGAAAUUUGUUUUAGCAACAAUUCUUAGCACACAGCUAGGGGAGGGUACGGACAAAACGGUACUUACUAAGGGUGGGAAGUGGGUUUGUCCUAAAUCAGCACUCCACUUUUCAACGCCUAUCAUGCGUACGAAUAAAUGAGAGGUCAGUUCCGUUUCGAGUGUCGGUGUUCCCAAGAGCAUUUAAGAAUUAGAGGGGUUAAGAUAUAGCCAUAAAGCCUUUACCAGCGUCUGAUCCUUGUGAGGGAAAGUUAUAAGAUUGGAAUUUCACAUUGCUGUUUUGCGAGGCGAGAGGACUUGUACCCGCGAAAGUGAUAAUACUGUGUGGGACUCAAUCUGUCAACAGCUGUACACUCAGUAUUCUCACCAUAUUGGUUUGCCGUGGGCUAAAAUGACAGUCUGAUAUUCGUCGAUGAAAACAUUUGUUAUUUGUGGCUGAAGGAUUAAGGAGAACCAAAGCGUUUCCGGUGCGUUUAAAGACUUCGCUGGAGAGGAAGCUGUGAAAUAUUCUUCUCUCCAACUGUGGUGAACGGAACUGAGGGAAAAACCACAGCAAGAAAACUCGCCUCACUUCACAUGACUUGCGUCGUUUAACGAGAACCUACACGAUGCCGCGACGAACGUAUUCCUUCUUAUUACUUUUAGCUCAGAUCGUCGCUCUUUUCGAUGUUUUGAAGGGUGCUGUUUAUCCAUCGAUUCACUGGUCUCCGCAAAAUCCUCUGUUUGGCAAUGGUGACAGCGUUCUCAAUGUCCUUCCGAUGUCCAAGCUUCACAUCGUUUGUCCGAAUCCGUCCACAAUCUUGAAAAAGGUUCGAGACAAUACGCCCAAAGACAAACUUUAUGAAAAUGUUUGGAUUGUGUCACGCGACAAUUAUGACAGCUGUAGUACAGACUCUUCUAAGGGGAGUAGGCUUCUUCUACGAUGUACCACCCCCCUGGCGCUGAAGUAUUACACUCUGGUGUUUCAGAGGUUCAGCGCUGUGUCAAGCCAGGUGUUCAAUCCGGGCCGAGAAUAUUAUCUUAUAGCGACUUCAGAUGGCACGCAAGGUUCAAUAGACAGUCGAUCAGGAGGAAACUGUAAACAUAACAAAAUGAAACUACGGAUAUAUGUUUGUAAAAACACUAAAGAUCCCCGAUGCAACCGAAAACCUACAACCACUGCUAUUAAAGCUCCAACGACUUCAACUACAACUUUAAAAUCUACCAUUCCAUCUACGGCUACAAGCUCCACAACCACUUUUCAAACUACUAAUUCAACCACUACGAAUGCACCCACUGAGAAGGUCACGUUGUCAACAAGAACAACAAGCACCAGCGAAUCGUCCACAAGAACAAAAGCUGCUGAAGAACUGGCCACGACUACAGACGCAGAUGUAGUUGGUCGCCCAGUGAAUGCUGAAUUGAGCAGUCCUAUAAAACCAGUUUCAGAACUUAAUUGGACGAUCAUGAUUCCUUUAAUGGCCUGCCUUCUGCUGUCGAUCAUGGUGAACAUUAUUUUGUUUUGCCGUCUGAAAAAACGAAAACAGGGAUAUGAUUUAGAAGAGAGGAAACCUAAAAUGAUUGAAGCAACUUCAGUAAAACACCAGGAGAAGGACAGAAUAGAACCACGAGUGGAAAGAACUUGGCUACUAUGCAGACGAUCGGCAGACGUCACAGACGUGUGAGAUAUUUAAGUUGUUGAAGAAAAGGUGCAGUAAAUGGAGCGAAAAUGCCUCGAUGUGGGCGAUUCAGCCGUAACUGGUGAUGAUAUGAUCAGAUGUUGUCCAGUUCAAAGAUGACAACUAAGACGGGAGGAGUUUCCACCAAUCAAUGCUUGGCAGCUGGUAGGCAGUAGAAAACGCCAAAAUAGAAUCAGCUGUUGUGUUCAUCUGUCCAGAUUAGUUAUUGAGUUCUUUGGUAUUUCACAUCUACGUUAUAUUCUUGUCUGACUGUUCAUCGUGAACUGACCAUGGUCGAAACCAUGAAAAUUGUGAGGUAGUUUUCUUUUCAUCUCAGUAGGUGUUUUUUAUUUGUUUUAACAUUGCUUUCGAAGCCACCCUUCGUUAGCUCUCUUGUGAACUCUUGGUUAUUAUAUUCUGUGAUAGCUUUAUUACCAAUCAUUAGAGUUGUCUGUAAGGCUUGAGUAACAGCUUCUGACACAAAGACUCCUAGGACCACUUCGGGAACCAUCAACCUCUACCAUUAAAUUUUGGCCCGAAAUGAUGGUGUCUAGCCCCUGAACGAUAUUUAGGAUUCAGUAGAGCGCUUCAGUAGCUUUCAGAAUUGGUUUUAUUUGAAGGAGAAGUUGUUUUACAGUGAUGAAAGAUAAAAACGCAUCUUUUUUUUGGCCACCAAAGAGAAAAGUUGAUGGUCACAGUUUCACUAAAUUCAACUUCUGUCAGUCGUGGCGUAUUUGAUCGCACUACAACAAAAAAUCAACAAAAAAUUAAAAAAAAAAAUUAAGAAGCCACAAAACAGCAAUAGAACUAACAUACAAAAUUUGUUUUUGAAAAAAAGAAAGAAAACACCACUAGCUCUAAACACCCAUCGUUUACUUUGUUUGUCGCAAUACUAGCCCGCCCUCCUGUAGUGAUUGAUGAUUGUCGAGAUGCAGCCAUUGUUGCGUCGUAGUGAGGCUGAGUAAGCUUUCCCAGAAGAUAUGUCACUGCUUUGACCGAUAAGCCUCCGCGUUGGUCCUCAUUAUAAGCACUUCGGUGCGAGUGUUUCCGCCGAAAGUACGCGAGGAACGCGAGCCGACGAAGGGUUUGCCGUGGUCUUGCACUGAUAAUUAGUGCUAAUUAAAAGUAAUUUCUCCCCAACUUGUCUUGAAUCUUCCUGCGGGCGGAGAAACGCGCUUCCUGCAGCGCUUAUAAUAAGGGGUUGAUCGCAAGCUAUUGAACAAUGAAAUGUCCCAACUGUAGCGUUGGUUAUCGCGUUUAUCUUCUCUUUUGUGGUUUUUGUUUUGUGGCUCGUUUUAUUAUUUUUAUACACAUGAUAUAUAUAUAUAUAUGUAUAUAUAUAACAGAUAUUUGCCAAUUAUGAUGGUGUAAAUAGUUUGUAUUUAAUGAAGAAUAUUUUGAAGAAAGACAUUUGAAUGACAUGUAAAAAGACUUAAGCACAUGCCAACCGGAAAUAAAGUCGAGUUAAAAUUUUA